AUGAAAGAAGUUUGUGGCUCAGAUAAUGUGACAUAUAACAACGAAUGCCUGUUGAAGAAAGCAGCCUGCGAAAAAUUCACUGGAAUAGAGAUUGUGAAAAAAGAAUCCUGUACAGGUAUGUACCCAAACUGUUUGGCGUGGCAUACUCAAGGCGGCCUACAGCAGACACGAAAGGAACAACUUGAGUUAUAAUUCUCAAGACAUUUAAAGGUGAAAAAAAGUGACGCUAAUUUACAGCGAAUAAGACAAAUUCGAAAAAAAGCUAACAUCCAUACAUUGAAUUAAGACUCAAUGCUUAUUCUAAUAGAGAAGAGAGGAAAAGAAACCCAAUGAGCAAGACAUUAUUUCAUGGCCUUCAUACUUUAAAGAUUGCUAAACUCCCUGUUCCGGCCGCCACGACAAACGACAAAUGUUGUGUAGCUUGUGCUAUGUAGAUGCUCGAUAUCAUUAGCAGCGACUGUGCCGCUUCUAUUAUUUAUAUACCUCUUUCUCAAUUGUCUCAGAAUUCUUUUUCCCAUUCCACUCGCAGCCUCGCAGCUUUUCCUCAUAGAUCCCAUAAAACCGCUAACUAAGAGGGUUAUUAUAAUUUGACCUCCGCUCCCCCCUACGCGCCCCCUCCCCCUCCUUCAACCUUCUGACAUUUUAAAUUGAGCGAUUUUCAUUAAAAGACCAUAGGCAUAUGAUCACUCCCUAGCCCCGUUCUAAGCCGCUAGCGCAGGACCCCCUUGUUUAAAAAUUAUGUCCUCCUUUCUUACGUCACCUUACACUGUAUAACAACUGAGUUCGAUCUUAUUUACUCCUUAGAAGCUUGUAUGUCUUCACUGGGAUUGGAAAAUGGACAAAUAAGAGACAAGCAGAUCUCGGCAUCUUCAGAACUCGACAAGCACCACGCCGCCAAACAGGGAAGGGUUUCCCUGAUCAGCUCUCCUCAAGACAGGUAUGACAUAGGGUUGAGGUUGGUCCUCUUUUUGUAUUAAUACACUGUAAUUAAAUGUUACUUAAGAAAUACCGAGAAAUCUUGGGAAAAUAGAUUUUUCCUACGGGGUUCAAGCUUGCGAAGGUAAGAUCGCAAAAAAUGUAUUAAUGAAUUUCAUGAGAUAUUAAUAUUGGUUCGGGUUAAUACCGGACUUGGCUAAUCGGGAAUCGAAAGCAUUUUGUAGCGAAUCCAAUAUCACGGAAAGAAAUAUCUGUUGCUGUCUUGCCUGCAGCUCCUGGUGCAGUGCUCCAACUCUUGACAUGGGAACACAAUAUCUACAAGUGGAUUUGCUGUCAGUCCAUGUUCUGUCAGGGUUUUCUACCCAAGGCGCCGUCACAGAAAAGUUUUGGGUGAGCAGAUAUCUGGUUCGUUACAGCUUGGAUGGUACUGACUGGAUAUUAAUCGGGUUUUACGAAAAAGAAGAAAGUCACAAAGGAAGAAGCAAGGUGACUCUUAGAGAAUUUUAUGUUUAACUAACUAAUAGUUAACCUUUCACAUCGCACUCAAAUAUAGCCAUUGCCACCUACUACAGACACGAUUUCAUGAGUCCUUUCGUGAGAAAGCCUAAAUAACUCCCCCCAAAAUAAUGCUUACAAACAUCCACAUGCUUAAAUUGAAGGGAAAACUGUUUACUAGAGUCUUGAGGUUAAUCUUUGGUUCUUCAGUGAUUUUUAAGCCUUGUCAAGACUUCUCUGUGAAAACAGCUCUCAUUUUUUGCACGAAUUUGUUCAUUCUUCCUACUAAGGAUGAAAAAGAAAAGGUUGGCGUAUAGGAGACAUUCAACUGACUACAAGUAGUUAAUUGAUUCAUCAAAGAAAAUCCUCAUCAAAAAAUGGAGAAAAGGAUGAAGAAAAACCCAUUUAUUUAAACGUCAGAUCAUCAAUGUGCGACAUUGACCAACUGAAGUUCUUUUUUAAAUUUAAAAGCAAUUUCAGGGAAAUACGAACCAGUCCUCUAUCGUCCAUCACUGGCUGAAGCCUCGUGUCGAUGCUCGUUUUGUUCGUUUCUCUCCUACCUCUUUUUUCGGUCAGCGGUGCAUGCGUGUGGAGCUUUACGGUUGCAAAGGGUCACACUUAUACACGGAUAAAGGUAAGAUUUGUUAAAAACUGUGUGGAUAAACUGCUAAUAUAAUGUUUUUGACAGAUCAGAUUACCAUUUGGAAUCUUAAACGAAGUCAGUGCCAUUGUUUUAGACGGUGAUGGAAAGUAUGUGUGUUCUGGAGCACCUGUCUCCUCAAAGUAGCAACACUGGCCAAUUCUCUCCGGCCGAGAAUAAGACUUUAUCUUUUCCAUAAACCUUUCUUGUUUUCAAAGAUGGCGAGAAUUUGAAUUUGCUUGUGUUGACGAUUUACAUUUUUACUAGCUCCAGCAGUUCCUGCUGCGCUCACUCGUGAGCUGUCGAGUUUAACAUUCGACGAGAAAUUCCAUAUUUACGCGCGCCUAUGUGUUAUUCUCUAUAUCUGUUCCAUAAACCUCUGCAGUUUUCAAAGAUGGCGAGAAUUUGCUUGUGUUGAGGAUAUAGGUUUUUUACAAGCUCCGGCAUUUCCCAGAUGUUCUAAGUUUAAAAGCUUCUACUACAUUGUCACCUCUUAGGCUGCAACAAAAAGUGUUCUUCUCCGUUUUCUCGCUGCGUGAAGCACAAAGGAAACGAAGAAAAAUGCGAGUGCAUUCAGGAAUGUCCUAAAGCUGUGAAACAAGUUUGUGCCUCGGAUAAUGUGACAUAUGACAACGAGUGUCUGUUGAAAAAAACAGCUUGCGAAAAGGAAGAAGAACUAACUUUGGUGAAAAACGGAACUUGUGCAGGUAUUUCUUUUUCAAAGAAGCUUUGUGCUAUGUGUGAAUCAUCAGAUGCACUUCUGGAGUAAAUGUGAACCAAGAAAAUAUAAACUGUAUAUUCUCUUGAUGUAAACGGCAAAUCUAAUUCAUCACUGAUUUUACCAACUUUACUUGUAAUCCUAAAAACACACUCAGCUGGUCUGAUACGUAAAUUCUCUUUUCUCACAUCAGAUGCAAAAGUGUUCACGUCGCAAGUAUUCUGAUGGUUCGGCAGACUCACAGCCUGCCCAUCACGAGAAUUACUUAAUUUACUCAUUCCCAUGUCCCUGAGUGAAAGUACCAAGAACACACAACAUUUUAUUGAUAUUUUUGGUUCAAUAAAGGUAUUGAUUCCGUAAAGUUUGUGGAUCAGAUUAAAGAACAAUUGUCUUUGUGAAUUCAAGAAACGUGCUUCUUAGAAAAACAAGCGCAUUUGAUUUUUUUUACAUAGUUAAUGUGAAGGUCAUUUAUCACUCUAUGAGUGUCGUUGUUACAUCGGGCAAUCAGAAGGUAAAAUAAGUUUAAGAGCCAAUCAGAACUCGGAGUAAAACCAACCAAACGGCUUAAAGCGCGGGAAAACGUGAGGGACCAAAUCGUGAUUCGUUGCAGUUUUGCAUCUGAUUGGUUGAGGGAGUGGCGUUUUCUGGACCAGUCGCAGAACGAAGCGAUGAAAAACCGAAGCAAUUUCGGAUCAUUAUUGUCACUCAAUAAAAAAUGCUUUAAUCAUGCUAACAAGCAUAUUUCUGACUUGCCCGGGCAGGUAUCUAAACAAAUUAUUUUCCAAAAGGUUUUGGCCAGUUUCUGUUCCAUUUUAGCAACUGCUAUUUCGCCAAGAAUACUCCCUGAAUGAUUGAGAUUUCUCAAAAAUAUUUUAGGAAAGGGAUGAAUCUAUUGUUCUCACUGCCUUUUUUUUUCUUUCUUUCUUCAGUACCAUUUUAUGACGUUGAUUCUCAAGAGAAGUCGUCUGGUACAAUGAAGACAGUUUACAUCUUCACCUUUUUCUCAGGAAUACUUUUGUCACUUUCUGUGCUGCUAAUUGAAAACUUUUAUCAGUAAUUGUCAUACCUAAAUCUUUUGUUAGUCAAUGUACAAUUUGCAACUGAUAUAUUUAAACUUGUUUUUUUACUUAAGUGUCAUUGCAAUCCGGUGUAAGCCAAAAUAAACUGCUUAAAUAAAACCAGCCGCAAGUGUGCUUCCUCUGUAGUGAUUUCGACCUAUCGAUAACAUUGUUCUGGACCAAAAGUUCCCCCAGACACCUUUGAAAACUUUAAGAGUUUUUUAAGAGUAAUUUUCGGCAGUUUGCCUUUCCGAUUCCAACACUUUCAGUAAACGAAUUAGAAUUUGAGAGAGAAAUUGUAUUCCCAGCCUUUUUCAGUUCAACUGCGUUGAGAGUUUCGUCAGUUUCCACUAUCAGAUUCUGAGGUUUCCAGUUUCAAUCAAUCAAUCAAUCAAUCUUUAUUCCUCCUAAGAUAAAAAGACAUAUUUUAAGUUACAUCAACUGUUAGGAGUCUAAAAAUACAUAAGACAUACUGUAUAUAUAUUCAAGACAUACUAUAUAAAAUAAUAGAAAGAUCAAAGAUUAUAUUUAAAGAUAAGCCUAUUUACAAAAACAUUCUUAAAUCUGUCAGUCUUUAUAUCCGGGCGAUGAGCACUUUUGUUUAUGAGUUGGUACUUUGUUUCUUUCUUCUUCGGAUUGAUGUUACUAAGCGGACAAUCGGGAUCCAUUGAACGUAUCUUGAAAAUCUUCUUAUCUGCCUUUUCUAAAAGUUCUCGACUGCCCCAUUCUCUUACAUUAGUAUUUCCUUUUAAAGCAUUUGUCCAUAAAGUUUUGUAUGACCGUGAGAUCUGAGUCUAUAGCGCCAUAAACAGGUAGACCAUAAGUGAAAUUUGGUAAAACUAAGGAGCUAAGUAGGUGGUCUACUUCACCUUGAAUGAAACCUUCCUUCAUUCCAAACAGACACUUACUUUCCUCAAUUAACUUAGCACGUACGUGUUCGCUAUAUUUAUAAUUCUCCUGAAACGUAACACCUAAAAUAGCCAGCUUCGCGCAUUGCGGAAUGUUAUUAACUUGCGCGAUAUCCUGAAUAAAACCUUUCUUGCGAAAAAUAAUUUCUUUACAUUUCGACGAAUUACAAAUCAUCUAUUAUCCUUAGGCUAAAUUAAAAACUGGUCCACCAAAUCCGUACGACAUUGGCCAUUACUCCAAACGGGAACAAUGAGAGUAGAGUCGUCCGCGUAUUUAAACAGGACUGGGUGAUUAUCUAUGCUGAUUUCCAGAUCAUAAAUAAAAAUGCUAAAUAAGUACGGACCACUCACAUUGCCCUGUGUAGUGCCCCUGUUGAAACAUUUCCAUUGUCCUUGAAAACUGUUAUAAAUAAUGCACUGUUGACGAUUCUCAAAAAAGCUUCAAUAUCAAUUGAUUAUGAAUGGAUUUAACGGUAUAUCCUUAACCUUAUAAGACAAAAGUUCAUGAUAAACGAUGUCGAACGCUUUACUGAAAUCCAUGGCAAACAAACGCAUGGCUUUACACUUAGGGUCAUCUAGAUAACUAAAGACAGUGUGCUGCAUACUGAGGAGCGCGUCAAUACAGCUCUCCCCUGUCCUGUAGGCAAACUGAGUUGAGCUCAGAUGUUGCUAAACCGUAUCCCGCGCGUGAAUGUUAUACACGGACUUCUCAAUUGCGCGUGCAAUUACAGGAGUGAUGUUGAUUACCCUGUAGUCUAUCUUUCCCUUGGGAACGUCAACCUUGGGGAGGGAGGUCACGUGGGCUCUCUUCCACGAUGAGGGCCAGGUACUGAACCUCAGGGACAAGUUCCAGAUCUUGCAAAUUAAAGUUGUAAAAGUUUCCGCGUGGUCUCUCCACACCCGGAACCGUAUGAGGUCCGGUCCAGUGGCGGUGUUCUUCAGGUGCUGCAAACAGUUCCAUACCUGUCUUUCUGAAACCUCAGGAACUUGAACUCCACUCUCAACUUGGGCAGGUGUAGGCUGUUUAUACGCACUGUCCCAACACAAUUCGGCAAAUUAAUCAUUCAGCUCGGCCAGAAAUUGCAUGUCCAAUGUAACCUUAGCCGAGGAACACCGGCGCUGUGACAGGCUAUCCACCUCCGGUCCUACAGAUGCUUGAAGGAGAUUUCUCCUGUUCCCACUGAUAACUUCACUUAUUACUCCCGAAGCCGAUCCUCCCUGUUUUGACCAAUCCUAGAUUUAGACCUCAUCAAGGACUUGAGAAGGGGUGUCACCCACGCCGGAUCACACGAUGAGAUGCGAACUGUCCUUCUUUUUUUUUACGUCACCUUACACUUCAUAACAACUAAGUUCGAUCUUAUUUACUCCUUAGAAGCUUGCACAUCAUCACUGGGAUUGGAAAAUGGACAAAUAAGAGACAAGCAGAUCUCGGCAUCCUCAGAACUUGAGAAACAGCAAGCCGCUAAACAGGGAAGGGUUUCCCUGAGCAGCUUUCCUCAAGACAGGUGUGACAUAAGGUUAAGGUUAGUCCCCUUUUAGGGUUCGAGUCUUUUGGCUCGAGUGGGAUUCAAGCUUGCGAAGGUAAGAUCGCAAAAAAAGUAUUAGCGAAUUUCAUGAGAUAUUGAUAUUGGUUCAGGUUAAUACCGGGCCUGGCUAAUCGGGGAUCAAAAGCAUUUUGCAGCGAAUCAAAUAUCAUGGAAAGUAAUAGCUGUUGCUGUCUUGCCUCCAGCUCCUGGUGCAGUGCUCCAACUCUUGACAUGGGAACACAAUAUCUACAAGUGGAUUUGCUGUCAGUCCAUAUUCUGUCAGGGUUUUCUACCCAAGGCGCCGUCACAGAAAAGUUUUGGGUCAGCAGAUAUCAUGCUCGUUACAGCUUGAAUGGUACUGACUGGAUAUUAAUCGAUGGUCACGAAGGAAGAAUCAAG
Messenger RNA from Pocillopora meandrina, 6680 nucleotides. The record is from the annotation of a GenBank genome assembly. Lineage: Eukaryota; Metazoa; Cnidaria; Anthozoa; Scleractinia; Pocilloporidae.